UGCUCGAACUCCAAACUGAAACAAAUUAACAUUGACCAUCAAAGUCCGUCGACUUUUUCAGGCAGCCAAUAGUUUCAAACAUCAGUAAAUGGCUUCUAAAGGGAUUGAAAUGGGUGUAGUAGUACACGUACUGGUCCUUGUGGCCAUGCUAUCGGCUGGAGCCAAGGCCCAGUCGGGUUGCACUACUGUGCUCACGAAUUUGGCACCAUGCCUGAACUACAUAACGGGAAAUUCAUCGACCCCAUCGUCUUCAUGCUGCUCACAGCUCUCUAAAGUUGUUCAAACAUCACCGCAGUGCCUUUGCUCCGUCCUAAAUGGUGGCGCUGCCUCUCUGGGUAUUACUAUAAAUCAAACUCUAGCUCUAUCACUACCCAGUGCUUGUAAAAUGCGAACUCCACCCAUUAGCCAGUGUAAAGCUGCCAAUGGACCAACAACUUCAGGAACUCCUCCCCCAGUAGGUUCUCCAACGAGUACUCCAGCCGCUUCUUCCAGUGAAACACCUCAAGGUGCAAUUACUCCUUCAGGGUCGAAAACAGUCCCAUCAUUAGACGGAGGUUCUUCUGAUGGAAGUAUCGUCAAAGCGCCUCUUCAGUUUAUGCUCUUCCGGCUCUUCAUAAUGUCUUGUGCUUCCACCAUCACCUCAUUCUGAGACACUUCUGUUUCGAGAUUUCUAGCUAGGAGAGUGUCUGAGAUGAAUGAUUCUUUGGUCUUUUCUUUUAUGAUGUUGAAGAUUAAGUUACUUGCAGAAAUGUGAUUGUAUUUAAUUUUUUUUCGUUUUUAUUGUUUAAUGCAACAGUUGAGUAAGGAGUACUUCUCUUUGCCUUUCUAUUA
This is a messenger RNA of Alnus glutinosa, 831 nucleotides long. Its product is annotated as non-specific lipid transfer protein GPI-anchored 5. Gene Ontology annotation, biological process: lipid transport. Gene Ontology annotation, molecular function: lipid binding. The record is from RefSeq and is a predicted model, not a curated record. The transcript is spliced from 3 exons. NCBI's taxonomy places the organism in Eukaryota, Viridiplantae, Streptophyta, Magnoliopsida, Fagales, Betulaceae. Bases 89 to 649 code for a protein of 186 amino acids.